ACCCUGCACGUGCAAGUUUAAGUUUGUUUUUCUUGUUCAAGUAGUGCGUGUUUCUCGCCGCAAAAAUUUUAAAAAAGUGAAAAAUUUAUGAAUUGUGGAAGCCAAUAAUAAAAAUGGCCAAAGAUAAAAUGAAGUCUAGAGCAAAGAAAACGAAUGUAGGAAAUUCUAAGCAAAAUGGUGAUAAAAAAUCAACAAAUAAUGUUGGUGUGAGUGGCGGAGGCAAAGGCAGCGGAAUUUGGCAGGAUGAACGUUUCCAACAUUUGGUCACCGAUCCACGCUUCAAAAGUUUGCCCAAGGUGCAGAGGAAAGUUAAAAUUGAUAAACGUUUUGAGGGAAUGUUUACCAAUGAUAAAUUCAAAGUAAAAUACACUGUGGAUAAAUAUGGUCGCCGCCUUAACAAAAGCACCAGCGAAGACCUUAAGAAAUAUUACGAAUUGAACUCCAGUGAAGAAGAGGAAGAUGAUGACGUCGAUGCCGAAAAGGACGAUAAAACUGUCGUUAGUGAAGAACAAAAUUCUGCCUCGGAAAAUGAAGAAGCCGAACGUGAGAAGGAGGAAAAGGCAAUCUUGCGUGAAAGUGAUGUUGAGAAUGAAAAUGACGCCUUAACAAGUGACGACGAAGAAGUUCCCAAAACCCUUCGGGAAAGACUUUUAGAUCCAGAUAUUGAUUAUGCCAGAGGUGAAGGUCGCCUAAUAACAGAUUCCUCCUCAGAUGAUGAGUCCUCCGAGGAUGAAGAUCCCGAAAUGUAUAUAGACCAUGUCUGGGGAGAACUGGACAAUGAUGCUGACACUACAGAUGAAUCCACCAGACGUUUAGCGGUGUGUAAUAUGGAUUGGGAUCGUAUCAGGGCUGUUGAUUUAAUGGUACUAUUCAGUUCAUUUCUACCAAGAGGUGGAACCAUACUAAGUGUUAAAAUAUAUCCAUCGCAAUUUGGCAAAGAACGCAUGAAGGAAGAAGAAAUGCACGGACCUCCAGAGUUGGUGGGCUUGGACAAAGACUCUCGGAGCAACAACAUCAAGAACAAUAAAACGAAGGACAAGAAAAAGAAAGACUCCUCAGAUAGUGAGGAUGAACUGGCAUUGGCCCAAGACAGCGACGCUGAAGAAGGCGAUGACUACCAUAUGGAAAAAUUGAGGCAAUAUCAAUUGAAUCGUCUGCGUUAUUACUAUGCUGUAGUGGAACUGGACAGUAUUGAGACUGCGGAUAAGAUUUAUAGGGAAUGUGAUGGUAUCGAAUACGAAAGUUCAGCUACAAAAGUUGAUCUGCGCUAUAUACCCGAUGAUACCACAUUUGAUGAUGACGAGCCUUCAGAUGUGUGCACAGAAAUGCCAGAUGUCAGUACUUACCAACCACGUCAGUUUACCACAACAGCUCUGCAGCAGGCCAAAGUGGAUCUUACAUGGGAUGAAACGGAGGUGGAUAGAAAGGAGUUGGGUGAUAAAUUAUCUUCUGGUAAAAUGGAUGGUAUAAGCGAUAAAGAUUUGAGAAAAAUCGUUGCUUAUAGCAGUGAAGAGGAAGUCGAAGAACACGAUGAUGAGAAAGAUUCUGAAGAAGAAUCCCUGCAAGAGAAAGAAUCCUCUAUAAUCAAACAAAAUGGUGAUAAAAAAUCGAAAAAUAAAUCCAAAAAGAAGGAAGAGGUUAUCAACAAAUACAAGGCCUUGUUAGCUGAAAUAAAUGAAAAGGAACAAAAAGAAAAGGAGAAAAAGAAAUAUGCAAUGGAAUUUACAUGGGAAGUUAAUGAGUCCAAAAAGGACGAUGAAAAAGACAUGGAGGAUGAUUUGGAGAAUAAACCCAAGGCAGAUUUGACUCCAAUUGAAAAAGUUUUACUGAAACGCAGUGAGAAGAACAAAAAACGUAAGGAGGAACGCAAGAAGAAGAAACUGCAAGCAGCAGGUGUUGAGUCUGAAUCCGAUCUCGAUUCUUUACCCGAUGGCGUCGACAUGAAUGAUCCUUACUUUGCUGAGGAAUUUGCCAAUGGUGAUUUCGUAGAUCCAAAGGCAAAACGCAAAGAAAAACAAAAGAAACAAAAACAACUGAAGGCUGAACAAGAUGAGCAAGAAGAAAAGCAGGCCAAGGAGUUAGAGUUGCUGUUGGAUGACAACCAGGAGGAGCAAAGCAAACAGCAUUUCAGUUUGGAAAAGAUUUUAAAAAGUGAACAGGAUACAAAAUCGAAAAAGAAACGCCGCAAACAACUGAAAAAAUCGAAAACUUCCAUAGAGGAAUCAAAUAAACCGGUAGAAGACAACUUUCAACUAAAUUUGAGUGAUAACCGUUUCACAGCAGUAUUCACAUCUCAUGAAUUUAAUAUUGAUCCCACCGAUCCGCAUUUCAAGAAGACUCAAGGUAUGGAGCGAUUAAUACAAGAAAAACUAAAACGUCGUCAUGGCGAAAGUGAAGCAAAUAAUAGGUCAGCAGAUGGCGUAAGUGAAGAGGAGAGUGCCAAAAAGCCUAAGAAAAAUAUUGAGAAUGUUAUGUUGGUCAAGAGUUUGAAACGCAAAAUUCAAAUGAAACAACAAGUUUCUAUCUAAACACAUUUCUUUCGUUCCAUCCUAAUACAUUUAUUGCUUGGUUGCUGCUAUUUUGACUGCUGUUAUUCAAAAAUUUUAUUACCAGUGCACACUUCAAAUCUAAUCGAAAAAAAACCCAACCCAGAGGGCUGGAUGGCCAG
Stomoxys calcitrans (stable fly) is the source of this 2668-nucleotide messenger RNA. Its product is annotated as ESF1 homolog. NCBI's taxonomy places the organism in Eukaryota, Metazoa, Arthropoda, Insecta, Diptera, Muscidae. The transcript has 5 exons. The record is from RefSeq and is a predicted model, not a curated record. Gene Ontology annotation, biological process: rRNA processing. Gene Ontology annotation, cellular component: nucleus. Bases 114 to 2528 code for a protein of 804 amino acids. Gene Ontology annotation, molecular function: RNA binding.